This is a messenger RNA of Salarias fasciatus (jewelled blenny), 3047 nucleotides long. RefSeq lists its product as uncharacterized. The transcript has 12 exons. The record is from RefSeq and is a predicted model, not a curated record. Gene Ontology annotation, molecular function: GTPase activity. The coding region runs from base 43 to 1389 and encodes 448 amino acids. Lineage: Eukaryota; Metazoa; Chordata; Actinopteri; Blenniiformes; Blenniidae.
UUAGGAAACAGCAGCGGGGCAGUCGGUGUGUAUGUGUUCAUAAUGUCGGGGAAAAAGUCCCGGUCUGUGGCAAACCCUCUGGAGUCUGCGAUCACCACCCCGAGUGAGAGGAUCCUGAAGGAGUGCCACAGCCUGUAUGUGGACAGCGACCACGGUCUGGUGAAGAUUGCCAGCAGCCUGGGAGUCCGACUCCUGCCUCCCAGAAAGAAGAUCAUUGUGAUGAUAAUGGGCAACCACUCUGCAGGAAAGAGCUCCUUCAUUAACUGGUAUGCGGAGGAGCACAUACAGAAAACAGGCGUGGCCAUUGAAACGCAGGGAUUUACAUUCAUCACAAGUGGUCGUAAAAGAGAAUCACUGACGGGGAAUGCAACGCUACAUCUCUACCCUCACUUUCGGCCAAUCCUGGAGUUUAAAGGUGUCCUGGACUACCUGUCUGCUGAGAUCUCCACCUCCAAGCAGAAGAAGUUCAGCCUGGUCACAUUCGUGGACACUCCCGGCUUGGUGGACGGGGACAUGGUCUACCCUUUUGACGUCAACAGCGCCAUCACCUGGUUGGGAGAACAGGCAGACCUCGUGUUUGUGUUCUUCGAUCCAAUGGGCCAAGCGCUGUGCAAACGUACGCUCAACAUCGUGGAGAAGCUGAGUGAAAAAUGUGGAGACAAACUGUUGUUCUACCUCAGCAAGGCAGACGAAGCCGGGAGGGAAACGGACAGACAGAGAGUGAUGAUGCAGAUCGUUCAGGAACUGUGCCGCCGUCCAGGACUCAAUAAAUGUGGUUUCGAGAUGCCGACAAUAUACAUCCCCAACCCACAGCGGCCGAGCAGAUGCGUGAACCAGAUUGAUGGGGUUUGUGAGACCAUAGAGAAGACCAUCAAUCAGGCUGUUCAGAAGACUCUCAACCAGCUGGAGAAAGACUGCGAUCUUAUUUGUUCCACCAUCAACUCCAAACUGGAGCAGGACAGGGCCGACGUGAAGUACAACAAAAGUGUUCGCCUUCACUCGCUCCUGUGCGGGGCUCUGGGUGCCGUUCUGCCCGUCUUCUUCAUCCUCAGUUUUAUCGUGAGCACUUUCUCCAAAGAGCAGCUGGACGAGCUCCUAGGCGAGGGUCCGGCUCGCGUCCUCGUUAUUUUCACAGGAAUAGUGAUGUAUUUGUGGGACUGGGUUCCAGAAGAUGGACAAGUGGUAUUUGUGAUCAUCUUUGGUGCUUCCUGUUACCUCCUGCUAUUCCUGGCUAAGUAUUUUGCAGGCCAGAGGAAUAAAACUCUGACCAAGAAAGAGAAGAGGACGAUGGCAGAAUACAGCGAUUAUAUCCAGGAUAUCGUCAAAACUAAGAAGGCUAAACUGUACGAGUGGUACCUCCAGCAGUGUGCAGCGGAAUACGACCUCUGAUCUCCGGAUUCAUCUCUGACAGUUUAAAGUUGAACAGCAUUGCCACGAGGUUCUUGUGAAAUCGGGGAUAAUCGUUUUGCAAAGUGUUUUCCACACCGUUAAUCGUCCUCCAAAUGAUUUUUUUUUUCUCUUCUCAGUGGCACUUUGUAACCUCUUAUGCAUCAGGCAUCACUGCCAACAUCUCUAAUCUCAGCAGCUGAUUUAAUUAAAAGUGCCUUUGAUAACAGCACAGGCUGUGAUUGUAGCUGUUAUGAAGAAAAUUUCAUAAUGUGACUGGACUUCCUUCCUCAUCGGUUUUCAUAGCACAUAGUUAAAAACGAUACAGAAAGGACUGACGUGUUUACAAAUGAACUUAAAGCUGCUAAAGCUGCCAGCAAAUCUAUUUCUCUUCAAAGUUUGCUCUCGUUUUGUGACUGUUCCACAGAAUGUCUUUUCAUACUGUCUCUCAGCAAUAACUACAAUAAUCAAUUCUUUACGAGUACCUCGGCAUUAAACCUGGAAAAAAAGGUAAUAUUUUUACACUUUCUAUAAACUCCAGAGCUGCAAACGUCCUCUUACCUCCAAAGAGACUGUCUUAGUCCUAGUUUUUCCUUAUUUUUUAUCUGCAUUUAGAUAUUUUUAUAGAGAAAGCAUUGUAAUGUGAUAUUUGUAUAAACCACCAGACUGUUGGUUCGGGUACUUUAAUGCAACAAUGAAGUCAAACCAGUGAGCAUCUCAUGUCAAUAAGCUCCAAGUCGUGACGCCAUAUAAAACCUUCACUCCAGUGUUGAUGUCGGUCGGUGGUUUUCAAAGUUUGGGUUGGGCUUAACCUGAGGAGCAGCACAGAGCUUUGGGUGAUGGAGGUCACGGGGAUGCCUUUUCCCCGCAAAACUCACGGUGAAAGAAUGAUUUGACAGCUGCCGACGACUUGUAAGGACUAAUAGGAUUUCAAAAUUAAAGGCAUCAUGUAACAUAAAAAGUGAUAUUUUUAUUGCAUACGCACACUGUCGUCAAUAAUAUCUUGUGUUAACAGUGGAGGGGAUCAGCUGGUUGAAGCUCAUUCAUCCUCCCAAACUUUGAAAACCCCUGGUGCAGGUGUAUUUAUUAGUGUCAGUAGAUGUCUGCAGGUGAGUGUCUUUUUUUUGUUUUGUUUUGGAUCUCCUGAGAAUGCACUGAUCCAACAUACCUCAGGCCAGAUUUAUUGCUGUGACUGAUCUCUUAAGCUUCAGUUUUUGUGCCGUCGUUGCUUUGUUAUUGUUCAUUUUCUCUAUCAGAUGUGUUAAUUUAGUUUUAUUGGGUUUGAUUUUAUCAGACUAGCGAGAUGUUCCAGUCUAGGAAUUUGUACCUUUUUGUUUCUUUUAAAUCAGUUGCAGCUUUAAACGUGGGAUUAGUGCAUCUCGACUUUUCCAAAUGUUAGAAAAAUCUCACCGGGCUGUUUGCAAUCUGUAACUCAUUUAGUUUCUUGUGUGUCCGUGUGUGUUAAUUUCCUGUCGGAUAUUGCUCUCAUCCAGCUGUUGAAUGAAACAUUUCAUUUGCCAAUAUGUGAAACUCUGGAUUAUUCCAAAAAAAUUUUUUUUUUUUAUUGUGAGAAACCUGGACUCAUCUGAACUGUAUGAAGAUGUUUUUAACAGUUCUGAUCUAGGAAUGAAUUCAAUCUGAACCUGCAAACUGUGUUUAGU